This is a messenger RNA of Micromonas commoda, 1764 nucleotides long. RefSeq lists its product with no specific name. Bases 1 to 1764 code for a protein of 587 amino acids. The transcript has a single exon. Lineage: Eukaryota; Viridiplantae; Chlorophyta; Mamiellophyceae; Mamiellales; Mamiellaceae. Gene Ontology annotation, cellular component: endoplasmic reticulum membrane. Gene Ontology annotation, biological process: maintenance of protein localization in endoplasmic reticulum. The record is from RefSeq and is a predicted model, not a curated record.
AUGGCCGUCGCGCGCGAGCGCGUCUUCGACAUCAUCUGGCACAUCCCCCUGGAGUUCGAGAGGCUCAACUUCUACGGCGGGAUGCUCUGCAUGGACGCCACGUUGGGAGUGGUGACCAGCCUGCCCGUGCGCGUGGUGUGCCAGACGGCGAGGCUGAUAAUGUCCCCAGCGCUCGGGGUGGUGAGCGCGGUGGGAACGUUGGUGUCGCCGUCGCCGUCGACAAAGACCAAGGGCGGAACCAUAGGAAGCCCGGGCUCGAGACGACGAUUCAACAACGGGGAUUCAGGCCGGACGACGAGCCGCAAGCGACGAACCUGGGGCUUUCACCCGUACGCCAGGGAGCACCUGAGCGACUCGCUGUGGCUGUUCAUGCUCCUCGCCGCGUUUGCGGCGGCCAAGCUGGUGGACGUGUCCGUGGUGUACCACUACAUCCGCGGUCAGGAGGUGAUAAAGCUGUACCUCGCGUGCUCGGUGCUGGAGUGCUUCGAUAAGCUGUGCUGCGCGUUCAACUGUCACGUGCUGGACGCGCUGCAGAACUCGGUGUACAUCCUGGUUAACACGGCGCAGGAGGAUUGCAGCACGGCGGAGUUGAUCAACGCGACUUUUCAGUUGGCGUUUGACGCCGCGCUCACGCUCGCGGCGACGUGCGCGCACGCGAUGAUCAUGCUCACGCACGCGGUGACCCUAUCCGUGGCGAUUAACUCGCACACCAACGCCAUGCUGCUCGUCCUGAUCUCCAACAACUUUGGAGAGAUCAAGAGCCACAUCUUCAAAAAGAUGGACGCCGCGAAGCUCUUCUCGGUGGCGAGGCUCGACAUCGUGGAGCGCGUGCACCUCAGCAUAUGCCUCGUUUUCGUCGCCGCGCAGCGGGUCACCGCCGCUGGGAGCGUGGCGGGCGGAUUGACGCGCAAGAUGCUCAAGGACUCGCUCAUGGUGCUGUCUUCGGAGAUUGUCGUGGACGUGUUCAAGCACGCGUUCAUGUCAAAGUUUAACAACAUUCGACCGAGGGUGUACCGCGGGUUCCUGCGACAGCUGUGCAGGGAGCACGUCAAGCUGGCGCAGUCAUACAGGCUGCACAGGGUGGUGGGGUUCGUGCCUCUGGCGCCCGCGGCGGUGCUCAUGAAGGUGUUGCCGGACCUUUACAGGACACUGUUCCCGUCGAACAGCUCGGGCGACUUUGACUCUGGGUUUAUGGACGAGGCGACUCCGGCGGCGGCGGGCGGCGGCGGGGGAUGGUUCGGGAACAUGAGGCUGGAGGCGGGCAUCCUCGGCCUCGUCCCGGACCCGUCAUCGUUCGCGGCGUACGUGCUGUUCUUCGCGCUGCUCGUGGCGUUCAAACUGGCGUUCGGCGUGGCGCUGCACUGGCUGGGGGCGCACAUGCUCGAGACCCUCCACGGCGGCGAGAACGAACGGUCGACGUCGCGGGUUGGCUCACCGAAAAAGGGAGCCGCGACAGCUGUGCCGGGAGGAGGAGGCGGUGUGCUGGGAGGAGGAGGUGGGGGUGACCGGCGUUCCGAGAGAGGUCACGCGUUUGUACAGAGGAGCCUGUUCGAACCUAACGCGUCGUCCGGGCCGGCAAACGGCGACGGCCGCGCUUCGGCGGAUGGGGUCGGCAAGGAGGACGGGGUUGGCGUCGGCGGCGAUUGGGGAAGGAGCGGCGAUUGGGGCGGCGCGGCGCCGGAGAGCCCGACGAGGCGCAAGGAGAGAAGGCCGCCGACGCCCAAGAGCCCGCAGUACCCGCUGUGGUCCGCGGGAGGGUUCUGA